This is a messenger RNA of Gracilinanus agilis (Agile Gracile Mouse Opossum), 372 nucleotides long. RefSeq lists its product as uncharacterized. The coding region runs from base 1 to 372 and encodes 123 amino acids. The transcript is spliced from 2 exons. The record is from RefSeq and is a predicted model, not a curated record. Lineage: Eukaryota; Metazoa; Chordata; Mammalia; Didelphimorphia; Didelphidae.
AUGAACGCCGCCUCCGAAUGGGUGCCGAGAAUAAUAAAGAAGAGCUUCUCCGGGAGCCUGGACGCGGAUCUCGGCGGAAGUCAGUCGGAGCGGCAGCAGCAGCGGCGGCGGCGGCGCGCGAAGAACAGGACACUGUCUGGCGGCCAAGCGGGCUGGCUGCGGGCGGCGGCGGCAGCGGAUGGGGACCUUGAGCCGGCCGGUGGCUACGGAGGCGGCGGCAGCGGCAGCGGCAGGGGCAGGGGCUGGCAAGCUGACGGGACAGCGGCAGCGGUGGCGGCGCUGGCGGCGGUGACAGACCCAGGCCCCGGCAGCAGCGACGAGGUGGCGGGGGCUGGCUGCAGCGGCCGGAGCGAGCAGCCCGCGGGGUCGUGA